Molecule: messenger RNA, 4242 nt
Organism: Anoplophora glabripennis (Asian longhorned beetle)
Lineage: Eukaryota; Metazoa; Arthropoda; Insecta; Coleoptera; Cerambycidae
Product: serine/threonine-protein kinase MARK2
Exons: 17
Coding region: 330-3773 (1147 amino acids)
Biological process (GO): microtubule cytoskeleton organization; protein phosphorylation; intracellular signal transduction
Cellular component (GO): cytoplasm
Molecular function (GO): ATP binding; protein serine/threonine kinase activity; tau-protein kinase activity
Source: RefSeq, a predicted model, not a curated record
CCGAGCUGUUCAAUUCGUUUCGAUUGCCUAAAAAUCGCCGAUAAUUUUUUAUGGUUCCGGUGUGCGCAUGCUCCCCCGCGAUAAGCCAUGUGAUGCGAGUGCAAUUUUUUUCAUUAGCGAGUCCUGCUCCGUUAAGCAACCUGCACUAAUCAACGAGCUUCGAUAUUUUUUAAGUAAUAUUUAAAGAAAGCUGCCUGGUCGUUACACAACCCGUGAACCUUCGGAAAAUUGACCCGCUUGGUAAAACGUUAACAUUGAUACAUUCGAGACCGCUUGCACAAUUAUGACUUUUAUUACAAUGAUUACUCUCCGGUUAUCAGCAAUAAAUAAUGAACGGUGCCGAUGUGACAGAGAACGGAAUCAUAGAGAAUAUUAAGAUCCGUUCCAAAGAUAAACCGAUCGACGUCAGCGAUAGUCAAAACGAUAGAAACAGCUGGAAUCCGGACCGGUAUGACAUAGGCAUCAAGAUGCUCAAGGACAGGAGAGAGAAGAUCACAAGUGGCGGAAAGUACACGGACAGGUACAAAGACACUUUCACCCACGAAGUGCCCAAGGAGGAAAAGUUCCCAUUAAGUGCGAAGUGUCGCGAUACUCUCGAACAAUACCGGAAAGUGUCGAAAGGCGAGAGGCUGGACGUCUCGCCGGUCGUCGCUACCAAACACCACCAUCCAACAUUGACGACCGAGAAGAUGAAGCUAACCAAUUCCUCCAAGAGCAACGCCACCAACGACCUUAACAAACAAGAGAACGCCCUGAUAGGGUACAAAUUGGUGCCGGACAACAUUCACAAAUCCCCCCUGCGCGCUACUUCCCCAGUAAGCACCCCCAAGACGCCGAAAUGGCCCAGGAAGCACAAGGACGUCAACAUAUACAGCAUCAACCCCACUGACGCAACCCCCACCGCGGUCACCCCACCCGGUUUCCCACCUAAACAGCAAGGCGUCGGGCUCAACCUCAUCCUGAACGGUCCGAGUAGUCCCGAGAGCACCAUGUCUCAUCUGCAGAACGUCGAAAGCAUCAUAACCAGGUUGAACGAGAAGGAAAAGAAGGAGGAGAACUUGAGGAAGUUCGAGGAGCUGCUGAAGAAAGUGAACACGAAGGAAGCCAAACCAGCGGCUCCUCUACCUCCGGAAAAGUCCAAGGAGGAGACGAACGGUCAGAGACAGUCUCAGGAAGCCGUUUCGAAACCGAUCGUCGCGCCUAAGACUCUGGAUAAGUCCCAGGACAUCCUGAAGUCUCAAGAGCACAUAUUGAGUCCCAUAAAACAUUCGAGCGAGGUCGAGGACCUGCAGGAGAGGGUGUUGCGCGAUGCGGAAGGGGAACACCAGGAGCCCUUCAAGAGGCACGUCAAGGAGAGGAAGAGUAUGGACAACGCUCAUUCUAAGGAGACUAAGACGAAUAAGAACGUGCAGCUCAACAGAACCGCUUCUGAUGCUCAGGAGAAGGCGGCGAAACGGCCAUCGAGGACCGCUCGAGAACGUACACGUAAAACCAAUGACAGUACAGUGGAAUCGACACGAAGCAGCUCGGCAUCGACGAGAAACAGGCCGCGGCUGGGAGAGGAACCCACAAUUGGCAAAUAUAAAUUACUUAAGACCAUCGGCAAGGGUAACUUUGCCAAGGUCAAGCUGGCGAAGCAUGUGCCCACCGGCAAGGAGGUGGCCAUCAAGAUCAUCGAUAAGACCCAGCUCACUCCUGGUUCGCUGCAGAAAUUAUUUAGAGAAGUAAGGAUUAUGAAAAUGUUAGACCAUCCAAAUAUAGUGAAAUUAUUUCAAGUUAUCGAAACUGAAAAAACUUUGUACCUGGUAAUGGAGUAUGCUUCUGGCGGCGAAGUAUUUGACUACCUCGUGCUUCACGGUAGGAUGAAGGAGAAGGAGGCGCGAUCGAAGUUUAGGCAAAUUGUCUCUGCAGUACAGUACUGCCAUCAAAAAAGAAUAAUUCACAGAGAUUUAAAGGCUGAAAACUUAUUGUUGGAUAGUGAAAUGAAUAUUAAAAUCGCAGACUUCGGAUUUUCAAAUGAAUUCACUCCUGGUAACAAAUUAGAUACAUUCUGUGGUAGUCCACCAUAUGCUGCACCUGAGCUUUUCCAAGGUAAAAAGUAUGAUGGACCUGAAGUAGACGUAUGGUCGUUAGGCGUAAUUUUAUAUACCCUCGUCUCGGGCAGCCUGCCCUUCGACGGCUCGACGUUGCGGGAGCUGAGGGAGCGAGUGCUGCGCGGCAAGUACAGGAUCCCGUUCUACAUGAGCACCGACUGCGAGAACCUACUCAAGAAGUUCCUCGUCCUUAACCCGGCGAAGCGAGCCAGCCUGGAGACCAUCAUGAAGGACAAAUGGAUGAACCAGGGGUAUGUGGGAUACGAAAAUGACGAGUUGAAACCUUACGUGGAACCGGAGCAAGACAUGAGCGACCCGAAAAGGAUAGAGGCUCUAGUUUGCCUGGGUUUUAAUCGGUACGAUGUGGAAAACUCGCUGGAUUCACAAAAAUACGAUGACGCUUUCGCCACAUACCUCUUGCUAGGAAGGAAAAGCACGGAUCCGGAGAGCGACGGCAGUCGCAGCGGCAGCAGCCUAUCACUCAGAAACAUGACGGGACAGCAGCAGGCGGCGCCCCAGCCCACCGCCCAGAGCCCCUCGCAUCGAGGCGUCCACCGUUCGAUAUCCGCGACGCACGCCAAGCCUAACCGGAGGGCCUCGAGUGGAGGUGGCACAAUAGGUGAGACUUUAAGGACGGGACCCCAGCCGCAGGUACCUGCCACUCAAACUAAUAAUCACCAGUCGGGCUUCAAGAGACAGAAUACCGUCGACAGCGCCACCAUCAAGGAGAACAGCGCUAGACUUAACGCCAGACCUGCCAGUGCUCAACCAAAGACGACCACGGAAAACAGUAUACAAGCUCCGGCUAAAGCUCGAACUGUAACUAAGAACACCCCGUUAUCUUUAGGAACAACUGUUGGUCGUCGAUCGACGAUUAGUUACGAUGGAAAAUCCGAUAGUACGGAAAAAACUAACUUGGCCGUAGACUUACCAGGACCUGAGGCGAUUGGUACCGGAGACUCUUUAAGGCCUGGAAAGGGUCACGUCAAAUCCGCCUCGGUCAGUAGUAGUGGCCCAGAACCUACUACUGACCCCUUACGUACUAGUCGCACAAGCGCAUCCCCCGCCGCCACCAGGCAGCAGCAGGCCUUCCCCAGGAACACCUCGUCGAGGAGCACCUUCCACUCGGGCCAGACCAGACAGAGGGCCGCCUACGCUCAGGGCUCCCCCGGUGACUCGCCGCACACAAGGCCCUCGUUUUUCGCCAAGUUCAGUCUCAAGGGCUUUACGAAAAGUGAUAUACGCCAUCUUGAAUCCAACCAAACCAGUCACCGUAAUAACAGAGUUUUAGCUUUAGAACCUGGUCAGCAAGUUAAACAUGGCACCUCACCGAUACCUGCAGUGGGGGUGCAGGGUGCACCGAACGAAGAGCACGUCAAGCCGCGUUCGCUUAGGUUCACGUGGUCGAUGAAGACGACCUCCAGUAGGGAUCCGGCGGAGAUAAUGGCGGAGAUCCGUAAAGUGUUGGACGCUAACAAUUGUGACUACGAGCAGAGGGAGAGAUUCCUUCUGCUGUGUGUCCACGGCGAUCCCAACACGGACAGUCUGGUGCAGUGGGAGAUCGAGGUGUGCAAGCUGCCGCGGCUGUCCCUCAAUGGUGUACGGUUCAAGAGAAUUUCAGGUACUAGUAUUGGAUUUAAAAAUAUUGCUAGCAAGAUAGCAAACGAACUGAAGCUGUGACUGCUUGUAAAAGAGCCGGAAUUAUCCAGCGAACCAACAUAAGAAAAGGAAACGAGCCGUGUAGCGAUUUCCAACUCCAUGAUUUUUUAGUAUUCCGAAGCAGCCCUCACUUAAGUUCAGGGUAACCGUCGACCAGCCGACGCGCAAGAUAGUGGCCGCGCUAAUGUCAUUGCGUAUUAAAACACCAAUUUCUGUCUCUUACACCAGUUUUCGAAUAUCGCUCUACAAAUUUAGUUAUUAAGAAUAAUACAGACUCUGCUUGUGAUAUGUGGAAUUGAAGAAAAAGAGUAUGAAAUCCCUACACAGAUGUAUAUUGAUUAGAUCUCCUUUCUUUUAUUUUUUUUUCUAACGCAACUCUGUUAUCCUUUUUUUCCGUCGUGAAUUACUGACAUUAAGUGGUACUUUACUAGUGUUCUAAUUAUUUUAACAGUAAAAAGAAUAGGAAUAAAAAUGUAUUAUUUUGUUAUUA